Molecule: messenger RNA, 1842 nt
Organism: Oncorhynchus keta (chum salmon)
Lineage: Eukaryota; Metazoa; Chordata; Actinopteri; Salmoniformes; Salmonidae
Product: dystrophin-like
Exons: 13
Biological process (GO): synaptic signaling
Cellular component (GO): plasma membrane
Molecular function (GO): protein binding
Source: RefSeq, a predicted model, not a curated record
AUGCACUCGACACAGACUGAUAACAUCAGGAUUAUCAGGACUUUUGUGUCCAUUGUCACCUCAGCUGUCCUGCUGGCGCUGGGAGACGCCAAUGCUAAGUGGCUGAAGUUCGUAGCGGACCAGAAGGUGCUUGGUGAUUGGUUGAGUGGUGCGGAGACCACUCUGAAACAGGCGAAGACAGACCCUGCUGGGACCAGACCACACCUUAAGGAGCUGCAGGAGAGCGUGGGGGCCCAGGGGGGCGUGGUGGCAGGGCUGAACGCUGCAGGGAAGGAGAUCAUUGGUCAGAGUACGCAGGAGGACGGAGCUCAGAUCAGGCUACAGCUCAACACCCUCAACACACGCUGGGUGAACAUCACCCAGGAGAUCGCAGAGAGGAAGAGGAGGUCUGCAGAGGCACGUACUGCAGCGAUGGGGCUGCAGGAGGACAUGGGGGAGUUCCUGUCCUGGCUGGAUGAGGCUGAGGAGGUCGUGGCCAUCCCCCUGACGCCUGGAGAUCACCACCAGAUGAACGCCACCCUGGAGAAAGUCACGGCUCGUGUGUUGGAGCUACCAGCCAGACAGAACAAUGUGGACACCAUCAACACGAGGACCGGCACCAUUCCCCUCCCUGCUGACCAACAGAAGGAAAUGCAGAUGAUCAACACACGCUGGGUACAGGUGUCUAAAGACCUGCCUGAGAAGCAGAAGCAGAUUGAGAGCUUGCUGAAGGAGCUGUCUCACUUCCAGGACCGGCUGACUUACCUCUCCUCGUGGACCUCAACCACCAGGACCACCCUAGAGGAAAACCCUGACAAUGUGGAACCCAAGCUCAUAGAUGAAGUCCAGGUCAAGAAGCCUGAGGUGGAGGGGGUGUUGGCUAAGGGCCAGGAGCUGUACAAGGACACGCCUCCCAGCCAACCAGAGAAGGAGAAGUACCACAGUCUGAGUGAUGAUUGGAGGGCGAUUCAGGGGCAAAUGAUAGUACACAGAGAGAGGCUGGCCGCUCUAAAGAUCCAGAAAUCCACCAUUGAGACCCUCCAGGGAGACGCCCCAGCCCUGGCUCAGUUCAACAAGGCCUGGGCAGAGCUCUCUGAUUGGCUAUCCCUGCUGGAUCAGAUGGUACAGACACAGAGGGUGACCGUGGCCGACCUGGACGACAUCAACCACAUGAUCGUCAAGACCAAGGGAGCACUGGGGGACAUGGAGCGGCGGCGCCCCCAGCUGGAGGGUCAGCUGACUGCAGCCCAGAACCUGAAGAACAAAACCAACAACCAGGAGACACGAGCUGCUAUCACCGACCGCAUUGACAGGUUGCAGACCCACUGGGAAGAGUCACAGGGCAGACUGGCUGAUAGACAUCAACAGCUACAAAACAUGCUGCAGGACUCCUCUGAUUGGUUGGACGCCAGGAAGGAGGUUGAACCUCUCAUCAAACGAGCCAAUGACAAGCUGGAGUCGUGGCAGGAUAUUUCCUACACCAUGGAUGCUCUGAAGAAGCAAAACACUGACCUCAAGCUGUUUGUGAAGGAGCUGCACCAGUGGCAGGGUCAGGUGGACGUGACCAAUGACCUGGCAGGGAAGCUUUUAACCCUUUACUCUACCGACCACACACACAAGGUCACACAGAUGACCGACGCCACGAACGUUACCUGGGAGCACAUCAACAAACGUGUUGGGGACCGUGAGGCGGCUCUGUCAGCUGCUCUGAGGCUGUUACAGCAGUUCUACCUGGACCUGAAGGAGUUCCUCAACUGGCUGACGGAGGCAGAGACCACCUGUAACGUCCUGCUGGACGCCUCACACAAGGAGAGGCUGCUGGAAGACCCUGAGGCUGUACGACACCUGCUGGGGCAGUUCCAG